GAGGAGAGUCGUAACCGGCGCGUUUCAUCGGAUCGUGUUUUGGUGGAGAACUACUUUGGCCGCAUGGCGACACUCUGGCGCGUGGUGAGCACUACGUUCACGUGGAGCGAGGCAAAGUUCGACAGGAUCGUGAACAUCUGCGUGGCACUUACCAACAUUCACGCCAAGCUGCAUCCUCUACGG
Molecule: messenger RNA, 183 nt
Organism: Phytophthora sojae
Lineage: Eukaryota; Oomycota; Peronosporomycetes; Peronosporales; Peronosporaceae
Exons: 1
Source: RefSeq, a predicted model, not a curated record